Molecule: messenger RNA, 1869 nt
Organism: Durusdinium trenchii
Lineage: Eukaryota; Dinophyceae; Suessiales; Symbiodiniaceae
Source: the annotation of a GenBank genome assembly
AUGGCUGAGCGACACCUGUGCAGCUCAACGCUCUAUGCGGAGGACGUGCUUCGUGGUGGGCAUUCCACGGUGUGGGGCUCCUACUUCGAUGCAACAAGUCGCCGUUGGGGCUAUGCUUGCUGCCGCAGUCUGGACCGGAAUGAGGCGUGUCCUCAAAAUGAACCUCAGGCGGUGGACAAGGCGGAAAGCUCCGAGGAGGAGGAUGCUGCAGCACAGGCGCAGCUCAUUGCCUGGCAGGACGGACAGCUGCUGGAUGCGCGACACACGCCAGAGCAGCCGCCGGUGCUCGGGCGACAGACGCCAGAGGACUUCCUCGCUCACUUCGUGCUGUACUGGUUUCAUCAUUGGACCGAGCACGAGAACCCUCCCAAGGCGCAGCGGCAGACGACGCACGAGGCGCUGCUCCAGCUGAUGCAGCGCUUGAAACGGAAGGCUUUGGAUCGCAGCUUGCUCCAGCACCUGACGCAGUACGCCGACCUGGCGCAGCGCCGGGAAUACGCGCAGGCCGACGAUGUUUAUGUGGACAUCACCAUCGGCAAAGCGACUUGGCAUUCCCCCUUGGACUUGGGAGAACAACGAGCGCAUUGGGGACAAGGAUGUAGUCUCAGGACCAUGCAAAGACAGGUCGUGGAGAAGGACGUGAAGAACGCGAGCGCCUUCGACACGGACCCUCUGGUGCGGAGCUUCGUCCAUGCGCUCAAGAGGAUGGUGACCUACAUGCAGACCGUGCAACCAAGCGCGGACCCCUCGAAGCAGGGCCACGUGCCAGCGCCCAAAGCCAAAGCAGAUGAGGCCGCGCCAGCCUGGCGCGCCCCGUUGGUCGCAUCCGAACGCUCCCAGCGAACGAGUGAACGCCGCCCGUCGUUGUCAGUGAACACCGGUGGUUUCACCGGUGGCCGAGAUGCAGAGAUACAGCUGGGCAGAGCGGCGGAGAGGGUUUGGUUGAACGCUUUAGAUGCGGUGCGGGUGGGUGAUUGGAAUCGCCCAGCUCAGCAGAUCCUCGACGGACCAUGCGACAUCCGUCAUCAACCCAUGCCCAACAUCCGCGACUCCGAUGGCCGAGGGCAUUCGCCGGAGUUCGUCGACGUGAACGACACCAGUGCGCGGGACGCGCAACGGGGCAUUGCCUUCGGCAGCCGCGAAGAUGCGCGGAGUUUGCCCUUCGUGGGGAUUGGCUUUGCGUGCUGCUGCCGUCGCAGCGCGAAUCUGCUGCUGCGCAUCCCGCUGGGCGCUGGCCGACCAAAAAAGCGUCGGCGCGAGCAGCAGACCGGCGGGGAUCCACGUGGAAUGGGCACUGCUCGGGACCAAUCCUUCCGCGUGCGCAAGGCGGCGGCCGCCGGCUUCGCCGAGAUCGCGCGGAUGCUGAGCCUGAGCGACGUGCAGCGUCGCCUGGUGCCUGCGCUGGGGGCGGAGGCGGCCACUCGUGACGCCGCUCGAGCGGACGCAGUGGUCAAGCCCGGUGGCCUCGGCCGCCCUGGCGGCCAACUGACAACACCGCUCCUUGGCCACCAGAUAACCACCAACAAAGAGGCGGCAGAGGCCCUGGUGGAGGAAGCGUUCAAGGAGGGCAAAAUCUACGCGUGCACCGGUGGGCCGGGCAAGGGCAAGACCGCCGUGGCGCUGGCCUGUCUACAUCGGACCCUGGAACUUGAAGGUCGAGUGCUCUUUGCUUGUCCCACCAAUCGUCAAGCGAGCCGCAUGCGGGUGAAGCUGCCCCCAGAGGUCGCGGUUGACACCGAUCACGCGGCCUUCGGUCUGGACGAAGAGCCCGGCGCCGUGGCCAUCGCCAUCGCUCAGUUCGAUUUGACCCUCAUGGAUGAGAUUUCACACCUGCAGGGCCAGCACUUCGACCAGAUCUGCGAGCUUUAA